CCAUCUUAAGACCAAUUGCGGUGAUAAAUGGAUGUCAACAGCGAUUGAUUCACAGGACGUCCGCCAACAGAGAUCUGAUGGAGUUCUUCGACGACCCCAAGAAUUGGACCGAAACUGAGAUCAAAACAGGUCGUGAGUGGCGUAAAGACGAGUUGCGGAUCAAAAGCAACAGUGAUUUGCAUAAGUUAUGGUAUGUGUUGUAUAAGGAGAGGAAUAUGUUGAUGACUAUGGCAGAGGCCGCCAAAGAGGCCAAUGAAGUGCUCGCAAGUCCUGAACGCAUCGAUAAAGUGGAGAUCAGUAUGAAGAACUUGGAGGAUGUGGUGCGCGAACGCAACAAAGCCUACUGGGAGUUGGAGGUCGGGGAGGGAACUACUGGCGAACGGCCCAAAGCCUUCCGCAGAGAUAUAUUCGGUCGCUGGCGAUGGAUCGGGUGUUCGGAGCAUAUGAUGCCCUAUCGAAUGAACACAAAGUGGAGAGCUAUGAAUGCCCCGGGUUUUGGCAAAGAUGUCAUUGAAUUCAACCUUAAACUCAAAGAGAAGAAGUUAAAGGAGAAGAAGUCUGCGAUCUUUCGUCAGUCAUUCUAUUGUCGACAACUCAUGAGGAGAUUCCCAGACCUGGAUCUCGAGUAUCUGCAGGAGAAGUUCCCAGACGUUGACGUCAAGAAACAAAAGGACAGUUUGGAUGAGCUCUGCAAAAAUGAAAGGUUCAGACCGUUUCACAGAACUCUAUACCACACUAAGAAACGGACUGAUUAUUAGUAUAGAAACCGU
Messenger RNA from Oppiella nova, 770 nucleotides. Lineage: Eukaryota; Metazoa; Arthropoda; Arachnida; Sarcoptiformes; Oppiidae. The record is from the annotation of a GenBank genome assembly.